Morchella sextelata is the source of this 1335-nucleotide messenger RNA. RefSeq lists its product as uncharacterized. The record is from RefSeq and is a predicted model, not a curated record. Bases 1 to 1335 code for a protein of 444 amino acids. The transcript has 2 exons. NCBI's taxonomy places the organism in Eukaryota, Fungi, Ascomycota, Pezizomycetes, Pezizales, Morchellaceae.
AUGUCGAGGCCUCGUGAUAAUAUGGGUCGUGGGCAGGGGAACUAUGGCAUCGGGUUAUCUGAAAGAAAGGAUUCGAGGGCUUUCAAGAAAUUGUACGACGAUAUUGCCACCAAUUUCGAUUCCGCACAUCAAUACAAAGCUCUUCUUAAUGAAGAGAUCAGACUGAACAAAAAAGCUCUCGAGGAUUUGUUGGACUUUAACGAUAACGGAAAUCCAACCAUCGAUAACUCUCAUGCGGAAGCCCUCCACAGGCAAAGAAACGAGUUGCAAGUCAGGUACAAUAAUGUUGAAUUCGCGUGGGCUCAGAGUGUCAAACAGGCGUACCAGAAGGUUUGGGAGGCGUCUCAAACCUUGGCCAGGGCAUGUGACAUUGCUAAGAGAGCAAUCAUAGCCGACACUACAGGUGGUGGUACAGAUCCAGUUGCGGGGGGAGGGCAAGAGAACUUUGGUUUCCAGGCAAAUAAAAAUAUCCCCCACCGACGCGCAUUGUGCCCACCCCCACCUCCACCUCCACCUCCAUCUCCACCUCGACCUCCACCUCCACCCCCACCUCCACCUCCACCGGGGCGUGCUAAUAGUACUGAUGCUCGUCAAGUGCCUCCAGUUGGACCGGCACGAGAUGAAUAUGGAGUCCCUAGGGGUCAGAAGAGGCAUCAGGGAUCUGAGAAAUGUCUGUAUACCCCUUCAGUUCCGACAAAGAUGAGAAACGCGGACGAUAUUGACUCCCUGACCCUGCUGGGGGAGGUUCCUCCUCCUCUCAAGGGGCAGUUCGUUCGUCAAGCGCAAUCUGCUCAACCUCUCCGCCGCUCGUCUAGUCAACAGGUUACUCGCGCGACCCAGCUCGCAGCCAAAGCAAGUUCAGCUGAAGCAAGUUCGGCACAGCCCACUCGCCGUAUGAGUACUUUGGAUGUGAGAAGUGCGCCACCUUCGCGUGCAUCCCAAAGUCGCGCCAGCUCUACAACCAGGGUUCCUCGAUCUAACACUCCUACUCCAAGCCACGUACCCGCAUGGAAGUUCUCUGCUACCAAGUCGGGAAAUCCAAUGUCCAGCGGUCUAUCUAACGAUGUCUCAACUGAAUCUCUCAACAAAAGGAUGAAAUUUACAUUCUCCUCCAUCAUUGAAAAGAUUCCAAACGCCGGAAACGAAAAUCUCAACCCUAAAGGCCGUGGUGAAGAUGUUUCGAUCGCCUCGAAACUAUCUGGUACCGGCUCAGAGCCAGGUGAGAUUCGGGAAAGUCUUCGCGAAAGGUUUUCUCUCACCGAGAACCCGUACCAUCGUCAUUCGACAGCUCAGUCUGCGUCCUCAGCGGACUCUUUCGAGAGCCGCCGCCGCUGA